CCUAUAUAUAUAUAAAUGAUAUUAAGCAAUGACUAGCAUUACCAAAUGUUAUCAAAGCAGAAAGUUAAUAAACUGAAAGUAAUAAUGAGCUCUCUCGACCGAAAAAUAUCGCAAAGUAAAUUAUUUAUUUGAAUCUUGUGUAGAAUUACUGAUGCUCUAUAGUAAUACAAUAGAAAUAUAUUAAUUGUACAGUGCCGGUUUUUUAGUUUUUUAGUAAUUUUGAAGUUUUUCACUAACUGCUAACUGCAAUAAAAACAAAAUGUGUUCAAACCAAACCACAAAUUUGAUAGUUCCACAAAAAUCUGAUUGCGUGUACACGUUAUCCUUUUGGUAUGUAUAUGACGUCCAUAACUUAAAGAACAUGUUAAUUUUGUUUAUUCACACAAAAUACCACAUUUACUAAAGGAAAAAAGUAUUUGUUUUUUUGCAUAGGUCCAUGUUCGGUCCAUUAGUGUUCUAUUCUAUAAAUAAACCAUUAAAAAAAAACUAAGCGUUCAACCAAAAUGUAUUUGUUAUCAAAUAACAAAACUGAUAGAUAAUAAAUUUACAUGGGUAAACUCACUAUAAAUGGCCCAUCAAUUUACAAAAAUGUUUUCAAAUUUUUGUUUAUUUAUAAAUUAAAUUUAUUGUGUAAUAAAUACUAAAAACCUGGACGUAUUGCCUUCAAAUGUUAAUGUCUAAACUGUAAUAUAUUUGGAUAUUAGUUAUCAUUCAAAUUUUUAUUUUUAUUAAAUUAUAGGUCGUUUGAAUUAAUAUAGUAGGUAAUGUAGGUACCUAGUAUAUUUAUAUAAGUAUGUAAAUUUAAACUAUUUUAAUGUUAUUUAUCAAAAGCACGCAAUGAAAAUAUUAAGCAUGUAUUUUUUUAUUUUAUAGUAACUUCCUCUGGAUUCAAGUGCAUAUCAGACAGGAAUAGGUUAAUUAAGUAAAAUUAUUUUCAUUAAGGUGCUCCGUUAAUACUGGCUAUGUGGAUUCUAUAUAGAAGACUAUAUUAUAGUUAACAGAUCUCAAACAUAUAAUUUCUUAUGGCUUAAAUAAUAAAAUGUCCAUUUAAAAUCAAUCUAUUAGUACCUACCUACAUUAAAUUAUACAUUUUUUUUUUUCAGCGAAGAAAAUAUAUGGCAUUUAGCAAAACUGAUAUUGGACUUAAACAAAGAUACAUCAGAUUUAAAAGCUUACGUUAUCAUAAUGUUAAAUCCAAACAAAUGUGUACAUUUAUGGAAACAAGAUAGUCCACAGAAAGAUGGUCUUCUAUUUCGGGUACUACAUUUUCAAAUUAUUAUUAAAAAAAAAAGAAUUGUGAUAAUGCUCAUAGUAAACUUCCUCCAACUAAAAUCUUUUAUUAUCAAUGGCAGGUGCUAGGCACAAUCCUCAGUGAAUUACUGAUAAAUUAGUGGUUGUGGAGAAAAUCAACAUACACACAAUAUCUAUUUUUGUAAAUAUAAAAUAUCAGUUAAAAAAUGUAAUGUCAAAAUACCUAUCUAAAACUAUUUUAAAUUUUGAAAUCCUGGUGCAAUACAUUAAAUAUUUAAUUUAGUUUAUUUAUAAUAAUUGCAUGCUGAUACAGAAGUGUUCAAAUUUAAAUAAUAAAUUAUUUAUGAGUUUAGAAAUGAUACCAGAUGUAUUUCAUUAUAUACUAGUGUCAUAAAAAAUACUAAUACAUUUAUAUGUAAUUGAUAAGUUAUACCUAUAAUUUUUAGGAUUUUCAUACAUUAGUGAUUACUGAACAUCAAGAUCAAACUAUGGUUUUUGAUAUCAAUACUACGUUGCCAUUUCCUGUUCCAUUCUCUCAUUAUUGUCAGGAAGCUGUAAGAAAUGAAUUAACGGAAAUUGACACUAAGCGGUAUUUAAUGUGUCAGUAAUAAUGCUAUGAUACAAAUAAAAAUUAUUUUUAUACAUUUAGGUAUUUCAGAGUUAUUGAGGCUAAAACGUAUUUAACGGAAUUUUCAUCUAACAGAGGACACAUGUUGGAAGGCGAUAAUUGGAUAUCAGAACCACCAAAUUAUCCACCAAUUUUAAACCAAAGUAUACAAUUUGUUAAUUUGUUUAAAUAAACAUAAUUUUAAAAAAUUUAUUAAGAUUAGCAUAUUAGCAAAAAUAAUAUACAAUUAAAAUCAAUAAAUAAGAAUAUACUAGAAUUUAAUAAUUUGAUUAUAAAUAGUAAAUAGUUCAUAAUUUUGUAAUUAGUUAUUUAAAUUAAAACUGAAUUUAUUCAAUAUAAAAAGGAAUUCAGAAUAUGUAAAGCCUAUCAUUGAUGCCAAUACACAAUAUGGAAUUUAAAAAAUAAAUGUCAACAUAAAUUAUUUUAAAUUUAAACAAUACUGAUGAAUAAUUACUAUGUUAAUAUUAUUUUAACUUAUUACAGAAAAAGAACAUAACUUGGAGUCUUUCAUAUCAAUGGAAUGUCCAAAUAAAUAUGGACAAUUGCUUAAUCUUGAUGAGUUCAAAACUAGGUUUUCUUAA
This is a messenger RNA of Cinara cedri, 2460 nucleotides long. NCBI's taxonomy places the organism in Eukaryota, Metazoa, Arthropoda, Insecta, Hemiptera, Aphididae. The record is from the annotation of a GenBank genome assembly.